Cherax quadricarinatus is the source of this 1461-nucleotide messenger RNA. NCBI's taxonomy places the organism in Eukaryota, Metazoa, Arthropoda, Malacostraca, Decapoda, Parastacidae. The record is from RefSeq and is a predicted model, not a curated record.
GUCUAGUAACAGGUGUGAAUUUGGGUAUAUAAGGUGGAGCAAAUGUGGACACCAGUACACAACUCUGCUCUCCGACAUCGAGACAAGUUGACUCGUAGCGAGCAGCCAUGAAGUUCUUGGUUGUGGUUGCAGCAGCAGUGGCUGCUGUGAGUGCCCUCCCCACCAACCCAGGUUUUGUGCUCCCUGCUGGUAACAUCGGCCUCUCGGGCAUUACCCGCACUGAUGGCACAAUUGAAGGCUUCACGGGUGACUUCACCCGUGACAUUGUGGCCAUCGGACACUCUGGGAUUGUGACUAGGUCUGGCAACAACGUUCAGCUAGACAGGAACCUUCACAGGGUUAGGCGAGCAUACUAUGGUUUUACUCGCCCUGAAGGAAGUGUUGGUUUAUCUGGUAUUGUCCGCACUGAUGGUACCAUUGAUGCUUUCCCAGGUGACUUCACCCAUGACAUUGUUGCCAUUGGAGACUCUGGAAUCGUGACCAAGUCUGGCAAAAACGUUCAGCUAGACAGGAACCUUCACAGGGUUAGGCGAGCAUACUAUGGCUUUACUCGCCCUGAGGGAAGUGUUGGUUUAUCUGGUAUUGUCCGCACUGAUGGUACCAUUGAUGCUUUCCCAGGUGACUUCACCCAUGACAUUGUUGCCAUUGGAGACUCUGGAAUCGUGACCAAGUCUGGCAAAAACGUUCAGCUAGACAGGAACCUUCACAGGGUUAGGCGAGCAUACUAUGGCUUUACUCGCCCUGAGGGAAGUGUUGGUUUAUCUGGUAUUGUCCGCACUGAUGGUACCAUUGAUGCUUUCCCAGGUGACUUCACCCAUGACAUUGUUGCCAUUGGAGACUCUGGAAUCGUGACCAAGUCUGGCAAAAACGUUCAGCUAGACAGGAACCUUCACAGGGUUAGGCGAGCAUACUAUGGCUUUACUCGCCCUGAGGGAAGUGUUGGUUUAUCUGGUAUUGUCCGCACUGAUGGUACCAUUGAUGCUUUCCCAGGUGACUUCACCCAUGACAUUGUUGCCAUUGGAGACUCCGGGAUCGUGACUAAGUCUGGUAAGAAUGUUCAACUGACCACAGGCUUGCACCGCGUCUAGCAAUACAUCGAUAGCGACUCCAGCAUGCUCACUUCCUGGGGCCAAGGUGUCCUAUUCAAGAGGUCCUUCACCUCCAUCCUCUUAGAAUGACCCAAUGGCAUAAUUCUCUCCGACGACUGUUUUUCAAUAGCCUCUGUAGUAGACUCGACUAUGCAGGUUUAUGGCAUAUAAACAGUUCUAACUGUUUGAAAUAUAAUUUGUCUGUAUAAAAUAUAUUAUAGCUAUGCUCACAAUUUUAAACGAAACUAUAAUAAUGCAGCAAAAGUUAAGAUACUUAGCACCAUCGUUCUUAAACAUAUUUUUCUUAUGUCUUCUGUACAAUGUAAAUUACUCGAUAAGUACUUUGUUUUGCAAAACAUUUAAAGAGAAGUAA